Messenger RNA from Mycotypha africana, 1998 nucleotides. RefSeq names its product transcription initiation factor TFIID component TAF4 family-domain-containing protein. Gene Ontology annotation, molecular function: DNA binding; protein heterodimerization activity; RNA polymerase II general transcription initiation factor activity. Bases 1 to 1998 code for a protein of 665 amino acids. The transcript has 3 exons. NCBI's taxonomy places the organism in Eukaryota, Fungi, Mucoromycota, Mucoromycetes, Mucorales, Mycotyphaceae. The record is from RefSeq and is a predicted model, not a curated record. Gene Ontology annotation, cellular component: transcription factor TFIID complex. Gene Ontology annotation, biological process: transcription initiation at RNA polymerase II promoter.
AUGUCAGCUAACAAAGAUGGAUCUGACAGUAGCAAAUUGAGUUCACAACAAACACCUGCUCCACAAAUCGAAACCCAAUCAACUCCAAUAAUGGCUCAUGAUCUUAAUUUUAAUAUAAACGACAUUUUGAGCAGCAACCAUGAGGUUAAUGUGAACGACUCUUCUUUUCAGUCAAUUGUUCAAACUCUAAGUAAUAGCAGUGCAGGCAAUAUACAACCGUCUUAUGCUCAUUUGCCUGCUGAGCUCCGAGACUUAUUUAGUACAACAGAGACGGAUGACUUAUUGUCUGCUCAAGUAAAUGCUGAGGAUGCUUCUCUACUACAAGGGGACAUGGCUGCUCUUUGGGGUAGAUCAGAUUCAUCCUCGCAGCCACAGCAACUACAGCAACAGUCUUCGCAAACACACGAUUCACCGUUCGCUGUGUCUUCUCAACAACAGCAGGUCGCCACAAACUUUACCGUAUCAAUGCCGUCUACAGCUACAUCAAGCAAUGCUAUUUCUCCCUUAUUACAGGCUGAACAAUCGCAGCCAUUGUCACGUCAAAUCACACCUACAUUACAACCUCAACAAUCCUUCCAAAGUGGACCAAUAUCAACAGCACAGCAUUCAAUACAACAUUCAUCUGCCUUGAUGAACCAUCAACAACAAGCUAAUCAUAUACAACUACAAUUACCCCAGCAGGCACAAAGACCGCAAUCACCUCUACAGCAGCAACAGCUUUUACAAACACCACCACUUCCUUCUCAACCUUCAAUUCCUGUAACAAAACAGCAAGUAUCUCAGUCAAUCAUGGUAACUCAACUGCCUUCCACUGGCACUACACUUAGUACGCCACAACAACAACUACCACAGCAGCAACCUAUACAGCCCCCAAAACUACCCGUGUUACCCCCACAGUCUUCCUCUACGGCAGGAAGUAGCACAUCAUCACAGCCUAAUACACAGCAACAGCAAACAAUUCAGGUUGUACAGCCAACAACUCCAUCUACCACUGCACCUGUAUUCAAAACACCUGCUCUACCCGUCCCAGGGAAUGGAUUGCAAAUACCAACAAAAUCAGCCGCAGCACAAACUAAAAUUGUUGCUCCAAAUGGAAUAGCAUCCUCAUCAUCGCAAGCAGGUGCUGCAUCAGGCGGUGCAGGAGCAUUGACAGAAACAACAGGGUCAGCAGGAGGAGUGUCAGGGACAGCAGCAAGUGGAGGAGGUGGCAGCGGAGGCGGUGGCAGCGAUAGAAUUGAUUACGAUACCCUAACAGAUGUCAUGGGUUAUGCUGGUGUCGACUUACGAGAGGAAGCCGAACAUUUUGUUAGAGAAGGACAAGAUACUAGCCUACCUGAUGGUAUCGACAGGUCGAGAUAUCAAGAUUUUAUGAACAUAGAUAUGCUAAGGGAGCGAUUACUCGGCUAUGCGAAAUACGUCAAUAUUAAGCGCGUUGACAAUGAUUUUGUGGCAUAUAUUGCGUUAGCCACGCAAGAUCGAUUACGGCAGGUAAUGCAAAAUAUGGUGAAAGCAUCAAAACACAGAACUUUUGAUCCGUUUGAUGAACCACCAAUGAUAUCGACCACUACACUAGCUACAGUGUCUAAGGGACAGAAAAGGUUCCUGGAAGAAGAGGACGAAGAAGAGGAAGGAAAGGGAGAAGAGAACAAUAAAUUAUAUCCGUUGUAUAAAAUACACGUUAAACAGAACGUAAUGCAACAAUUGGCCACUUUAGAAAAAGUAGACAGACAAACAACUUUAGAUUUAGAUACUAAUGCUAUGGAUGGAGAUGACGACGACGAUGAAAUGCCUGAUAUGGACGAGAAAGUAAGACCUGUGAAAGGCUGGUAUUCAGCAAAACUUAGACAGUCUCUUCCAACUCGCUUCAAGACCGAGCAAAAGCAGCCAAGGAAAUUAACGGUUAAAGAUGCAAUCUUUGCAAUGGAACGCGAUGUGCAAGCAGGAAGAGGAACAAAUCAACGUACACUUUUGAAAGCGUAUAAUGGCUGGCUCAAGUAA